This is a messenger RNA of Corapipo altera (White-ruffed manakin), 704 nucleotides long. It is a transcript of the gene PIERCE1, whose product is annotated as chromosome unknown C9orf116 homolog. The transcript has 3 exons. Lineage: Eukaryota; Metazoa; Chordata; Aves; Passeriformes; Pipridae. The coding region runs from base 62 to 397 and encodes 111 amino acids. Gene Ontology annotation, cellular component: axonemal microtubule. The record is from RefSeq and is a predicted model, not a curated record. Gene Ontology annotation, biological process: axoneme assembly.
CCCGGGGCGGAGCGCGGCGCGAUCGCGUCCCGUCGCCGAGCAACGCUCCGUGCCCCGAGCCAUGUCCGACCCCGGGCUGCCCGGCCGCUUCCGACAGCCCGCCUUCUACCGCGGCUACGGGCAGCCGGCGCCGCACCCCCGGUUCCGCACCACCAACCAGACCUACGGCAGCAGGGCCCCCACGGUGCACGAGCUGCCGACCUGCUUCCGCGUCAUCUCGCACAAGUUUUCGGAUCAUCUGGGCAAGGCUGGCAUGUACAGGAACAACAGCCUCAACACCUCGCUGGAGAAGAGCUACUGCACGGGCCCCGACACCUUCAUCACCGCCUACGAGCACAUGGACUUCCACCCCAGCUACAACCCCAGCGGGCCCUCGCACUGCAGGAACCUGAGCUAGGGAGGGACACCAGGGAGCCACCGCGGCUCCUCCCGGGGGGGAAACCACGCACAGCUGAGACGACACCCACUCGUUCACAGAACGAAUGUUAUCGUUAAUAACAUAUAUUGUUAUAUAUGUUAAUUUAUAAAGAUGUAGUGUGGUUAAACGUCAGUUAAAUAGCUCAUCUGAGCCGUUUUGCUUAGUUUAUGGCAGCAUAUAAAUCCUAGAACAACAUAUAUCCCCUUAACCUCUUCUCUGUCGCUAAUGAUCCUUUAAACUCUUGGCUCAUGUACCACAUAUAAUUAAAAAUUAAGAUUUAAACUGC